AUGACUAUAUGUCAAUUUUUGCCAAGAUCAGAAGUUUCGAAUCAUAAGGAAGAAUAUGAGGCUUCACCGUCAUUAUUACCUGAACAACAUCAGCCAGCUGCCGAUGACAAGGCAACAAUAAAUCCAGAUUUGUGGAAACUCAUCACGACUAGUGGAAAUCCAUCUCCAAAGGAAGAUAUGCAAUUGUUGAUGAAAACGCCUGCACAACUUUUGACUAAUGUAAAAAUUCAUGAAGCGUCAUGUGAAGAAGGUGGUUUUGAGUAUGAAAAGCCAAAUCCGACAGUAGUAAAACAAUCAAAAACUUCAGUUGUUGGUUCGAAAAAUGAAAUCAAUGAAGAUGACUUGACCAAAAAUCUUCCGAUACUUGCUGUCUCAUCUACGAUCCACUUCUACGAUAUCAGCAUCUGUAGAAAAAGAAAAAAAAAUCAUAUAGAUACCAAAUCGUCCAUCACGUUUGCUAGUAAUGAAGUAGACAAAGUUAAAGCAACAGCUGUAACCAUUCCAAAAACAAGGUCGAAUAUUCCACGUAAGCGUAUCUUUAUUUUAGAAAACAUUAUUGAUACGUUAAUUAUUAUUGAUACGUAA
This is a messenger RNA of Didymodactylos carnosus, 585 nucleotides long. NCBI's taxonomy places the organism in Eukaryota, Metazoa, Rotifera, Eurotatoria, Philodinida, Philodinidae. The record is from the annotation of a GenBank genome assembly.